Dendronephthya gigantea is the source of this 1938-nucleotide messenger RNA. RefSeq lists its product as uncharacterized. NCBI's taxonomy places the organism in Eukaryota, Metazoa, Cnidaria, Anthozoa, Malacalcyonacea, Nephtheidae. The transcript has a single exon. The record is from RefSeq and is a predicted model, not a curated record. The coding region runs from base 1 to 1938 and encodes 645 amino acids. Gene Ontology annotation, molecular function: nucleic acid binding; zinc ion binding.
AUGAGUGAAACGAACGCCAGCACCGCGCUGGAAACAAAAUUAGUUCAAUUGCAACUGACGACGAAGCGAACGGAUGGAAUCCUAGCAAAAUCCGAAGAGGAACCUAUCACGCGACACCAAGGAACACUAAGAACUGUUGUCCGUGAAAUAGAGACACUAAGGCUCAAGGUUGAAGCCGAGAAAUUGAGCAGAAAAGAGGAUACUACCGAGUGGAGCGAGGAAAUUGAUGCCAAAAUCAGCGAGGCAGAUGGUCAUGUAAGACUGACGAAAGACUGGUUGGCGGAAAACAAGAGGAAGCUAGAAGAAAUCGAGAAAGAAGAAAGAAUAAAGUUCGAGGUAAGGCUGCAUGAGACUAAAGUAAAGUUACAAGAGGAACAUAUUGUUAAAAACACCUCGCAGACGAGUAAAACUAUGAUUGGAAUGCAAGCAAAAUUGCCAAAAUUGGUCAUCUCAAAAUUUAGUGGUUCUCCUAUGGAUUGGCCACGCUUUUGGGGACAAUUCUCAGAGAACAUUGAUCAAUCCAAUAUUGCCCCAGUGACCAAGUUCUCUUACCUUCGCGAGUUGUUAGAGCCUAAGGUUCGGCAGACAAUCGAAGCUUUGCCCUUUCACAGCGAGGGGUACAAUCGAGCGAUAAGCAUUCUGAAAGAUAAGUUUGGGAAAGAAUCUGAAAUUGUGAAAAGCUACUCGCGCGAAAUACUCGGGUUGCCCACAAUACAAAGUACUGAUCACAAAAAGAUUCACGAGUUUAGCGAAAAACUGUCGUAUUGCGUUCAAGCUUUGCAAACGUUGAACAAGCUUGAGGGGGUAAAUGGCGCCGUGCCAAUGACACUCGAUAAGCUGCCUUGCAUUCGAGGAGAUUUAGUGCGAACGGAUUCAGAAUGGGAGGAUUGGAACUUCGCUAAACUAGUUGAAGCACUUAACCAGUGGUGUCGAAGAAACCCAAUCGAGAAAGCGCCCGAGCGAAACGACGACUUGUUACGUGGCAAGAGGAGAGAGAAGCUGUUCCACGUCUCUCGUCAAAGAUUAAAUCCACGUAAUUGCGUCUAUUGCGACAGCGGCGAACACAAAACGAACGAUUGCACAAAAGUACUUCUGACGUCAGCCCGUAAACAGAUACUUGCCAAAAAACGAUUAUGUUUUAAUUGCGCCGCGGGCAAUCACAAAGCCUCUGAGUGCCCGAGUAAAGCCACUUGUAGAAAGUGUGAAGAGAGACAUCACACGUCCAUCUGUGAUUCUCACGACAACAACAACGACGACCAGGCCUCUCGCAAAAAUUCAAACGUCGCCAUGACUACGCGCCAAAAAAGCAAAGCGGUGUUCCCUGUGGUAGUCGUGCAAGUCAAUGGAAUUCGAUGCAGAGCUCUGAUAGACUCGGGAGCCGGGAGUUCCUAUGUGUCUGCAAAACUAAUAAACUUGCUCAAAUUACAACCAUCAAAAUCCCUGAUCAAGAACAUUGACAUGUUGAUGGCCUCUAAGUCCACCAAACUCGAGAUAUAUGAUUUGAAAUUUGACUCGCUAGACGGUUCGUUCAGUCUUCCCGUGAAGGCUACGAAGGUAAACAAAAGUGAACUUUUGCUGAUCGAUAACCCCAAUUACUCGAGAUUGAUAAAUAAGCACCCUCAUUUAGCGGGUGUCACCAUAAACGAUGACGACGUCAAGGAGACUCUGCCCGUCCAUGUCAUUCUGGGGAGCGGGGAGUACUCAAAGAUCAAAACGCAAACCAGACCGAGAAUCGGAGACGAGAAUGAUCCCAUUGCCGAGUUGACCAAGUUCGGUUGGUUUCUGAUGGGUCCUGGGUAUGAGUUUGAAAGCAACGUGAUGUUAAUGACUCAGACCUCCCACGCCGAGUAUGAGGAACUGUGUCGAUUAGACAUUCUUGGACUCGAGGAUACCUCCCAACACGACCAGUCGGUGGUAUUUGCUGAAAAAGAGCACUAA